Molecule: messenger RNA, 1830 nt
Organism: Lolium perenne
Lineage: Eukaryota; Viridiplantae; Streptophyta; Magnoliopsida; Poales; Poaceae
Source: RefSeq, a predicted model, not a curated record
AUGGGCGACGGAAACAAAGCAGGCGAUCCCAGAUCGUCCAAUGGCGGCAGCAGUGACGAUGUUGGCGGUGGCAGCGGAAGCACAAACCCUCCUGAUCUUGGCAACGCUGAUCGGCUUGGGAGCAUGGAGAGCAUCGGGGACGGCGGCAGGGGAGGAGGAAAGUCGCAUGGCCUUGCCAAUGGCUACGCCAAUUUGCACGGCAGCAGUGAAAGUGUAGACCGUCAUGGCUCUUCCAAUGGCUACGCCAAUUUGCACGGGAUUGGUGAUGGCGGCGGCAGCAGCAGUGGAUACCCCCAUGGCCUCGCCAAUGGUUACGGAAGCGGCGGCGGAUACUCGCACGGUUUCGUCAAUGGAUACCCCAAUUUACACCAGAUCGGCGGCAGCGGAAGCACGGUGCCGUUUAAUCCUCAUUACGGCAAUCAUGACAUCACGCAGUUGAACGGCGGUGGAAGCAGAUCCUUACACCAGCGUGCUCCUGGCAAUCUCUCCAGUAACCUAUACAACAACAAUAUCUACGGCGGCGCAAGAGUUUGGCCGCAGCAAGCACCCAUGACCAACUCGUAUGCUGCUGUUCCGCGCUUCCUCCCCAACGGCAACGGCAGCGGCAACGGAGUUAUAUCUCGCCCGCCGCAGAGGCCGGGUUCCCAUGAGCUCGACGUCGCCGCGCUCAUCAGUGACCGGCUGGGCUCCCUCACCAUCGGCAACGGCUAUGUCGGCCGCCGGAACAGUGCUGCCGAGCGGUAUCGACAGGAUCGGCGGAUCGUCGGGAACAAUAUGCCUGCAAACGACUACGCCGGCAACCCGUAUUGGCGUAUGACUCUGGAGGGCGUAAGGGGCAGCGUGAGCCGCGUGGCCAGGGAUCUCCAGGGGCGCCAGUUCCUAUGCCGGCUGGUGAAGGAGCACCGGGAGGAGGCCGUGCACCACCUGUUCGACGAGGUCGCCGGCGACAUUGUGAGGCUGAUGGGGCACGGCGUCGGCGCCGGGUUCGUGGACGACAUGUCGAUGCUGUGGACGGACGAGCAGGUCACGCGCGUGAUCCAGACCCUCGGCGCGUCGCCCCCCUCAGACGUCAUGGCGGCCGCUAGGAACCAGUCCGGGUCGAACGUCCUCCAGAAUUUGAUUUCCAGAAUAUAUGGGCGACUCGAAGAAAUCGAGUGGUUCGUCCAUAGCCUCGCCAGCGUGGGGAAACUCAACUUGCUGGCGCUCAUCAAGGACCAGGCCGGCAGCCGCGUGAUCCAGAAAUGCCUCGAGACCUUCUCGCCGGAGCACAACCUGUUCGUGGUCUGGGUUGUCAUGAACAGCCCGCAGGAGGUGGCCUACAGCAAGCAUGGCUGCCACACGAUGAAGAGCUGCAUCGACAAUUCCAUCGACGCCGGGACGAGGGACUACCUCGUCCUCGCGGUGUGCGCGGACGGGCUGGGUCUUGCCCAGAAUCAGUUUGGGAACUACGUGGUGCAGCACGUGAUCAGGGCCGUGCCGGGGGUACCUUGGGCGAUGGAACUGCUGCACGCUGUUUUCCGGGGGAAUUACCUGAGCCUGUCACGGCAGAAGGCCAGCAGCAACGUGGUGCAGGCCUGCCUCGUCUUCUUCCCCCAGGCCCUGAGCUAUGAGAUCGUGUGGGAGCUGCUCAGCUACGACAACUUCCAGGAGCUCAUCCAAGAUCCCUUUGCCAACUACGUCUUGCAGACCGUCGCCGCUACCACGCAGGGUCCUUUGCUGCGGUUACUUCAAAACGCUGUCCGUCCAUAUAGGGAAGAGCUACGCGACAGCAUGCACGCCAGGAAGCUAUUGGAGAUGCUUUUCCCUUCCAGGAGGCAGCGUUUUCACUGA